Haliaeetus leucocephalus (bald eagle) is the source of this 3264-nucleotide messenger RNA. RefSeq names its product fucosyltransferase 11 (alpha (1,3) fucosyltransferase) (gene POFUT4). Gene Ontology annotation, cellular component: Golgi membrane. Gene Ontology annotation, molecular function: alpha-(1->3)-fucosyltransferase activity. The record is from RefSeq and is a predicted model, not a curated record. NCBI's taxonomy places the organism in Eukaryota, Metazoa, Chordata, Aves, Accipitriformes, Accipitridae.
GCUGGCGGACGCCGAGGAGCUGUGCGGGGUGGAGCGGUGGGCGCAGGAUGCCGUCCCGCCGGGCGCGGCCUUCGUCGCCUCCGUCGUACCGCGGCCCCGGCAACAACGACUCGCGGAGCAACAAGGCGCUGCCCAUCCUGCUGUGGUGGAGCGGGAGCCUCUUCCCCCACUUCCCCGGCGAGACGGAGCGGAUCGACUGCCCGCGCGGCUCCUGCCUCGUCACCCGGAGCCGGCGGGUGGCCCGGCACCGCCGCACCAAGGCCCUCAUCUUUUACGGCACCGACUUCAGGGCGUACGAGGCGCCGCUGCCCCGCCUGUCCCACCAGACCUGGGCGCUCUUCCACGAGGAGUCCCCCAUGAACAACUACUUCCUCUCGCACUCGCCCGGCAUCCAGCUCUUCAACUACACGGCUACCUUCCGCCGGGAGUCUGACUACCCCCUCACGCUGCAGUGGCUGCCCGGCGUGAGCUACCUGCGGCGCCCGGCAGUGCCCCUGGCCGAGAAGGACGCGUGGCGGCGGAGGGGCUAUGCCCCGGUGCUCUACAUGCAGUCCCACUGCGAUGUCCCUUCGGACAGGGACCGCUACGUGCGGGAGCUCAUGAAGUACAUCCAGGUUGACUCCUAUGGGAAAUGCCUGCAUAACCGUGAGUUUCCCAGUGAGCGACUGAGACACACGUCUACAGCCACUACAGAAGAUGCUGAAUUUAUGACUUUUAUUGCCAGGUACAAGUUUCAUCUGGCCUUGGAGAAUGCCAUAUGUGAUGACUACAUGACAGAGAAGCUGUGGCGUCCAAUGCACUUGGGUGCUGUCCCAGUAUACCGAGGCUCCCCAGCUGUGCGGGACUGGAUGCCAAACAACCUCUCCAUCAUUCUUAUAGAUGACUUUGACAGCCCCCAAGAGCUGGCAAAGUAUCUUGAUUUCCUGGACAAGAAUGGAGAGGAGUAUAUGAAGUAUCUAGAGUAUAAAAACCUUGGUGGAAUCAAAAACCAGUUCUUGCUAGAGAGCUUGGAGAGACGGGAGUGGGGUGUGAAUGACAUGACUCUGCCUAAUUACCUGAAUGGCUUCGAGUGUUUCGUCUGUGACAGGGAGAACACCCGGGUCAAAGAGGAGCAGGAACACAAAAAGUCUCGUGGGAAAAUUCCAGCUCCCAGACCUCGCAUAGCUCAGUACAAGCACAUGGGAUGUCCUGUGCCAACCCCUGGGUUUGGAAGUGUUGAAGACCUCUCUGGAGGAGACAGUUGGAAAGAGAUGUGGCUGCAGGAUUAUUGGCAAAGCCUUGAUCAGGGUGAGGCCCUCACUGCUAUGAUUCAUCGCAAUGAGUCGCAUCAGGGAAGAUUUUGGGACUAUAUGCAUGAGAUUUUUCUCAAGAGGACAAAGCAACACUGACCCAUCUUUGUAAGAGCUUAAUCUGAAAAUUGCAUUGAAAGUUGAGACUGCAAAUUCUUACCUCUCUCCAAAUGUUUGCCUUGAAAUAGAAGAAAAACUCUCACAGAGACUAUUUUUUCUGGUGCAUGAAGUGGGUAAGUCUCUGUUAUGAUUGGAUUCCAGCAGUGGAGAUCUUAGCAACUGCUUUGAUCUGAAUUUCAGCUCUGUGGCGUGAAGCCACUGCUAACUUGCAGGUGUCAACAUGUGGGGCAAAAGAGGAAUUUACUCUCCUUUUGCAUUUGGUAUAGUUUCCUUGUGGCUUACAUGACUUCAGAGGAACACCUCUUCAGAUUCUUGCUCAAAUGCCCGAAGUUAUUUCAGGGAUUUUUUUAAUCUCCAAAAUAUUAAUCAUUUUUUAUAAGUAUUUUAUCAGUCACGUAUUCUCCUCAUUAAGGUGUACUUUUAGCUGCUAUUAACAAAUAGCUUUUCCAGUGAAGGAAUAACAAAAGACAAAUGUCUGUGGAGAGCAAUUGUGCCUUAUGAAAUUGCAGCAAUAAAGUCUCUUCUCCCCAAGUAAGCAUGCCUCAAAUACUCCUACUUUACAGGAUAACUGAAUAGCUAUGGGCAGGUCACUUACUCUCUGCCUAGUUUCUCUUUUACUAAUUUACCAGGUGAUACGUACAAUGGGAUGAGAGACUAAAUUAUUUAAUUCACAACUUCUAACAAAGUAUUUCACACCAGAAAAUGUAUUACCUGGUAUUGUGCAGAACUAGAGUAAAAUUAGUAUGCUUUGGUUCUUUUAAGUUUCCAUCAGAUCUGAAAUCCCAGCUAUAGUCUUGACUUCUUGUUAUCUCCUUAAUGCUAGCAAUUCAGAGGCCUUUGAUUUGUUCUUUUUGAGUAUCUGCAGCUUUCUGCAAAGACAAAUACAUUUUAAUGAUGGUGCCUUUCCAGUGGUCUCUGCAGUUUGGAUACAAACCUUGCAGCCUUUCUAUGCUGAAGUGGGUGAUCAGAAUCAGGUGCACUGAAACAGUUUUGUAUCUUUACCCAAUCUUAACACUAUAUGAUCCUGGUCUGUGACCAGAGUUCCUAAAAGUAAGUGAUCACAUGUGGAUAGAUCUUCCUUGUUGUGUAGCCUGUAUCUCUUACAGAUAUAAAUAAAGUCCUCUGUUCCCUGCCAUGUUGGGUACCUUUCUGAAAUAAUUGAUCUUGCAUUGGAGGGAGACUAAUUCACCUAGUGUCACUGGUUUAAAAGCACAGGCAAAUACAGCCACACUGCUGUGAUGUCUCUAAUGGUAUAAUGGCAUCUUAUUUCUCCAUUUCUCCUCCCUCUUCAGAAGUAAAUACUGACUAAAUAGCCAGAGUUUAUCUAUGCCUAAGAUAGGAUGUUGGUAAUGAAAGUCUAGAGUCUGUGGGGUAAUUUCAUUUUGUAAGGCAGUUCAUGCAUUGCUAUGGGAAGCCUGAACCCUGUUAGUAAAAGUUAGGAACGGGAGUGAAUCUACAUUCUGUCCCUAAUUAAGUCACUAUCUAUUGCUUAGCUGUGGAUGGAUCACUUAAUCUCUUUUUUUUUUUCCCCUCAAAUUCCCAUUCAUUAUGUUAUAGAUAUGAUAUUAUAGGUAUAAUAUCAGUAUAGGCAAUGAUAUGCAUCUCAAUGUUUGCCUCUCAGGUGGUACAACAAUAUUGCAGUGUUAAAAUCAGGGCACCUUGACAGAGGAGACUUCAGACCCAUAACUGUCACUGGAUUCUUGUAAAUGUAGAAAAUGCAUACACUAUACACUGAUCUUUUUUUUUGGAGAAAACUGCUUUUUUUAUAUCUCUUCUGUAAUAAUAGUAACAAAUGGUUCUUCAGCUAAAAUGCAUUCAUCAGUUUACAUUCUUUUUUUCACUUACUCAGGAGACA